This is a messenger RNA of Cololabis saira (Pacific saury), 765 nucleotides long. RefSeq names its product short transmembrane mitochondrial protein 1 (gene stmp1). The transcript is spliced from 3 exons. Lineage: Eukaryota; Metazoa; Chordata; Actinopteri; Beloniformes; Belonidae. The record is from RefSeq and is a predicted model, not a curated record. Bases 117 to 257 code for a protein of 46 amino acids.
GUUAUUGCGCGGAAGUUUAGCAUCGUUAGCCAGCUGGACUGUCUGCGAGUCUUUACUGAUUUUUAUCAACCAGUUCGUUGAUCGACAUUCACAUUUAGAGGCUUUUAUAUUCCAUCAUGUUACAAUUUCUGGCUGGGUUCACCUUGGGCAAUAUUGUGGGGAUGUACCUCGCUCAAAACUAUGAAGUCCCCAACAUUGCCAAGAAGUUUGAAGAUUUUAAGAAGGACGCGGAGGCCAAGAAGAAACCCCCAGAAUGAACAAAAGGGGACUACGUUACAAGCAACAAAAGUUCAACUAUUUAUUUCACAGGGUUCUGUUGGUGCAGUGUGUGUACAUUUGAUAAAAGGAUUGAUCAUGUGAAAUAUGUAUGAAAAUAAAAACAGUGCCUGGAAAAGUAUUUGGUUUUUUCCUCUUAGUGUUAAAGGCGACUUCCCAAUGUAGCCUAUUUUUUUAUAAGGUAUAUAGUGUGAAGACUGGAUCUCAAUAUUAGUAAAACUAACUUAUGGGAUCACUUUGAGUCCAGUUUAGUGGCACUUGUCAUUUACCUUUUCUAUCAUGCAGUGUUGUGUUUUAUCUUAUGCAUGCUACAAAAUCUCUACACUAGAUGUGUAUAAUAUUAUCUACAGUGCAUUGUAUUGUACAAAACUAAGAACUUGUUUUGCAAGCUUCCAACUUGUCGCUUUGAAAACUGCCAAACAUUGUUUCUUAUCAGCACAAACACACCUCUGAAUUGUGCAGCUAACAAUAAAGUUGCAGAUAAUUAAA